CUAUCGCUGAGUCGACCUCACAUUAAAGUAAAAAAAAAACAGUGCAGGUGUUGAGGAUUUUAUUAAAUUCUCACUAAAUAUAUUAAACAUAGCCCUAUUUAUCUGUAAAGAACGAAUUAUUAAAGAAAAUGGCGCAAAUGGACAUGGAACUGAAGAAGGCCUUCACCGAAAUGCAGAUCAACAAACUGGAGACCACGAAGAAGAUCAACAUGAUAGACAUGAAGUGCGACAUGGUUAAAACCGGCAAACACAAGUACCAGCUAACGGAAAAGGGCACCAGCAGUCUGUCCGAUGAUACGAGGGUAUAUCAAUCCGUGGGAAGAAUGUUCCUGCUCACCGAUGUACAGAACAUGCGCGACGAUCUGAAAGCCAAACAGGACAAGUGCGACAAGGCAAUCGAACUGCUUGAGAAGAAAAAGGAAUUCCUGCAGAAAUCUCUCAAGGAUCAGGAGGAUGGUCUACGGGAGCUGGUCCAGCAGCGCAAAGAGGCUGACGUCGCUGCGAAAUAAGAGAUUCCAGCUUGGCAUUUAACCGACUCCUCACAACCCAUAAAAGAAUGCAAUGUGCUUAUUUAUUUUCAAUAUAAUUGUCCAAAUUGAAGUUGGCAUAACUAACAAA
Messenger RNA from Drosophila kikkawai, 618 nucleotides. RefSeq names its product prefoldin 1 (gene Pfdn1). Gene Ontology annotation, molecular function: protein folding chaperone. Gene Ontology annotation, biological process: protein folding. The record is from RefSeq and is a predicted model, not a curated record. Gene Ontology annotation, cellular component: cytoplasm; prefoldin complex. NCBI's taxonomy places the organism in Eukaryota, Metazoa, Arthropoda, Insecta, Diptera, Drosophilidae.